UCACCUUCAUCCACAUUGCAAUCCCUAACUUCGAUUUCAAUCGAGAAGUCCCAAAAGUUCCAAUUUCUAUCGAUCCGAUGGUCUCGCGCUUUUCUUCCUCUUUUUCCUCCCCCGCCGCUGCGGCUGCCACCGCCUCCAACGGCGCCUCCUCUCCCUUUGCCUUCCUCUCCGACGACGUCAUCCUCAACAUCCUCGCCAAACUCGAAUCCGAUCCCCGCGAUUGGGCCCGCUUCGCCUGCGUCUCCUCCCGCCUCUCCUCUCUCGUCCGCACCGUCUGCUGCCGCUCCAGCUGCUGCCGCUCCCUCCCACCGGAUCUCCUUUCCUCCACCACCGACACGGCCGAAGCCUGGUCGUCCCUUCAUAAGCUCUCUGUCUGCUGCCCCGGCCUCCACCACGCUGGCGUCCUCCUAGAGCACUCCGACUUCGGCCUCGAGCGCGACAUCGGCCCCUAUCUAUCUCCUCCCUCUUGCUCCUCCUUUUCUCCGUCCUCGUGUUCGAGCGAUCCGCGAAAUACCCCAUCACAGGACCCCUCCGACGUUUCCGGCUGGUCCGUCUUCGAUGACCUCUACUCUGACACCGUCUACGACAAUUCAGAGGCUCAAGAUGCUGCCUUUAUUCCGAUCGAACCCUCCCCCGGCGAUAACGCCAUCACAGUCGGUUCGAUUGCCCCCAUUAGGAGGAUGAAGCCGUGGGUGGGACCGCUAAACUCCCAUUUGGCUACGGGGCCUUGGACUCUAAGCCGUGAGCAGGGCAACAAGCUGCUCGCCAGCCGCUAUAGGGGCGAUUGCCUGUAUAUAUGCGACUGGCCUGGAUGCAUUCACGCGGAGGAAAAGCGAAAGUACAUGCUGUUUAGGGGGGCCUUCAAAAACUUCAAGCGGUCGAGGGUGUGGAAGACGAUAAGUGACUCGAACAAGGCUAAGAUUGGCUUGGCUUGUGCUUUCUGUGCUUGCAGGGAGACAUGGGAUCUUCACUCUGCAUUUUGCUUGAGGAGGGUCUUUGGGUUUCAUGACGAUGGGGAGCCGGUGGUCAGGGCCUAUGUUUGCGAGAAUGGCCAUGUCUCUGGGGCAUGGACUGAGAGACCGUUGUAUGCUUGAAUAUAUGGAUCUGUCAGGUUAUGGCUUGUUUUUAUCAGUCAAUUUGGUUUUGUUUUGGUUAUAAAUUUCUAGUCUAGCACUGUUAAUCCUGAUGUUGCUGGGAUUUGGAAUUGUUAUUAUCAACUUGGCCCAAGUCGAUAUCCUUUCCCGAGCUAUUGUGUUUGUACUGUUACUAUUCUGCCUAAACAACAUAUUAUUGAUUCUCUCGGUUC
Molecule: messenger RNA, 1306 nt
Organism: Zingiber officinale
Lineage: Eukaryota; Viridiplantae; Streptophyta; Magnoliopsida; Zingiberales; Zingiberaceae
Product: phytochrome A-associated F-box protein-like
Exons: 1
Coding region: 78-1094 (338 amino acids)
Molecular function (GO): protein binding
Source: RefSeq, a predicted model, not a curated record